AUGUCCAAGAGCAAAACCUUUUUAUUUACUUCUGAAUCCGUCGGUGAAGGUCACCCAGACAAGAUUUGUGAUCAAGUUUCUGAUGCUAUUUUGGACGCCUGUUUGGAGCAAGAUCCAUUUUCAAAGGUUGCUUGUGAAACGGCUGCUAAGACUGGUAUGAUUAUGGUGUUUGGUGAGAUUACCACUAAGGCUAGACUUGACUAUCAACAGAUCGUAAGGGAUACCAUUAAGAAAAUCGGUUAUGAUGAUUCUGCUAAGGGUUUCGACUACAAGACAUGUAAUGUUUUAGUUGCUAUCGAACAGCAAUCUCCAGAUAUCGCUCAAGGUCUACAUUAUGAAAAGAGCUUGGAAGACUUAGGUGCUGGUGACCAAGGUAUAAUGUUCGGUUAUGCUACUGACGAAACUCCAGAAGGUUUGCCAUUGACCAUUCUUCUAGCUCAUAAGUUGAAUAUGGCCAUGGCAGAUGCCAGAAGAGAUGGUUCCAUCCCAUGGUUGAGACCAGACACAAAGACUCAGGUUACGGUCGAAUACGAAGAUGAUAACGGUAGAUGGGUUCCAAAGAGAAUAGAUACCGUUGUUAUUUCUGCCCAACACGCCGAUGAAAUCUCUACUGCCGAUUUAAGAACUCAGUUACAAAAAGACAUCGUUGAAAAGGUCAUACCAAAGGAGAUGUUAGACGAAAAUACCAAGUAUUUCAUUCAACCUUCUGGUAGAUUCGUCAUUGGUGGUCCUCAAGGUGAUGCUGGUUUGACCGGUAGAAAGAUCAUUGUUGAUGCCUACGGUGGUGCUUCAUCCGUCGGUGGUGGUGCCUUCUCCGGUAAGGACUACUCUAAGGUCGAUCGUUCUGCUGCCUACGCUGCUAGAUGGGUUGCCAAAUCUUUAGUCGCUGCUGGUUUGUGUAAGAGAGUCCAAGUUCAAUUUUCUUAUGCAAUCGGUAUUGCUGAACCAUUGUCUUUGCACGUGGACACCUAUGGCACAGCUAGUAAAUCGGAUGAUGAAAUCAUUGAAAUCAUCAAAAAGAACUUCGACUUGAGACCAGGUGUUUUAGUGAGAGAAUUAGAUCUGGCUAGACCUAUCUAUUUGCCAACCGCUUCUUAUGGUCACUUCACCAACCAGGAAUACUCAUGGGAAAAACCAAAGAAAUUGGAACUUUAG
Saccharomyces mikatae IFO 1815 is the source of this 1155-nucleotide messenger RNA. RefSeq names its product methionine adenosyltransferase SAM2 (gene SAM2). Gene Ontology annotation, cellular component: cytosol. Lineage: Eukaryota; Fungi; Ascomycota; Saccharomycetes; Saccharomycetales; Saccharomycetaceae. Bases 1 to 1155 code for a protein of 384 amino acids. Gene Ontology annotation, molecular function: ATP binding; methionine adenosyltransferase activity. The transcript has a single exon. The record is from RefSeq and is a predicted model, not a curated record. Gene Ontology annotation, biological process: S-adenosylmethionine biosynthetic process.